UCAAGAACCAGCUGAACCAGAGGAUGACCUUGACAUUAUGCUUGGCAAUAAAAAGAAGAGAAAGAAGAAUGUUAAGUUCCCAGAUGAGGAUGAAAUACUAGAGAAAGAUGAAGCUCUAGAAGAUGAAGACAACAAAAAAGAUGAUGGUAUCUCAUUUAGUAACCAGACAGGCCCUGCUUGGGCAGGCUCAGAAAGAGACUAUACAUAUGAAGAGUUACUGAAUCUAGUGUUCAACAUCAUGAGGGAAAAGAAUCCAGAUGUGGUUGCUGGAGAAAAGAGGAAAUUCUUCAUGAAACCUCCACAGGUUGUCCGAGUAGGAACCAAGAAAACUUCUUUUGUUAACUUCACAGAUAUCUCUAAACUAUUACAUCGUCAGCCAAAACAUCUCCUUGCAUUUUUAUUGGCUGAAUUGGGUACAAGUGGCUGUAUAGAUGGUAAUAAUCAGCUUGUAAUCAAAGGAAGAUUCCAACAGAAACAGAUAGAAAAUGUCUUGAGAAGAUAUAUCAAGGAGUAUGUCACUUGUCACACAUGCCGAUCACCAGACACAAUCCUGCAGAAGGACACCUGACUUUAUUUCUUACAGUGCGAAACUUGUCAUUCUCGAUGCUCUGUCACCAGUAUCAAAACUGGCUUCCAGGCUGUCAUGGGCAAGCGAGCACAGCUCCGAGCCAAAGCUAACUAAUUUGCUAAUCACAACCGGUUCUGCAAAUGUGAUGUGGAGAUUUGGCUGGACAGUUUGCCAUCAGAGUGGAUAUACCAUUGUAUUAACAACAAGAUAAAAAAGCUGCCAAGUUCUUUGGUGAGUGGCUGAUUGGUCUGAAAUCCUUGCAAGAUGCCGAUGUCAGACAUACUCAUUACCCACUUUAACACCUGUCAGAGAAAUGUGAUAUGUGGUAAAGAGGUGCUUUUUUAAAAUCGUUCAUAGA
Nycticebus coucang (slow loris) is the source of this 926-nucleotide messenger RNA. Its product is annotated as eukaryotic translation initiation factor 2 subunit 2-like. Gene Ontology annotation, molecular function: translation initiation factor binding; mRNA binding; translation initiation factor activity. Gene Ontology annotation, cellular component: eukaryotic translation initiation factor 2 complex. Gene Ontology annotation, biological process: formation of translation preinitiation complex; translational initiation; formation of cytoplasmic translation initiation complex. The transcript has a single exon. NCBI's taxonomy places the organism in Eukaryota, Metazoa, Chordata, Mammalia, Primates, Lorisidae. Bases 38 to 568 code for a protein of 176 amino acids. The record is from RefSeq and is a predicted model, not a curated record.